AUGGGAUCAAACGGCACCACCCAAAACGGAUCAAACUUCGUUUUGACCGGCGAUGCUCUCCACAAAGCUCUCCCCGACAUGGGGAUGGCAACCAGAGCCGUCCACGCCGACGACUUCGUCACUCCACACCGCGCAAUCGCACCAGGAAUGCACGUCGCCGUGAACUUUCGCUAUGCGAGAGACCCCGACCACCUCGUCCCCGAAGAAAAUAACGAUCCCAACGCCCCAGACGACUCCCAUGUCUAUUCCCGCUACACAGCCCCGAAUUCCAAACGCCUCGAAGUCCUCCUCCGCAGCCUCUUCGGUGGUGAAGUAAUAACCUACUCAACAGGCCUCUCCUCCUUCAUGGCAAUGGUCGUCCUCAUAAACCCUAAGCGCAUCUUCAUCGGCGACGGCUACCACGGCUGCCACGGCGUAAUAGACAUCAUCCACCGCCUAUCCGGCAUACAAAAACUAGAACUAUCCGACAUCGACCAAGCCCAAGCCGGCGACAUAAUCCACGUCGAAACACCGCUCAAUCCAACCGGCGAAGCGCGCAAUCUAGCCUACUACCGCGCCAAAGCAACCGAGAAGGGCGCAUACUUGACAGUCGACGCGACGUUUGCGCCGCCGCCGCUGCAGAAUCCGCUCGAGCUGGGCGCGGACGUCGUCAUGCAUUCGGGCACUAAGUAUGUGGGCGGUCACUCGGAUAUGCUGUGCGGGUUGCUUGUGCUGCAUGAGGAUCGGGUUCGGGAGGGCUGGUUGAAGACAUUGCAUCGGGAUCGGCAGUAUAUGGGGGGUGUUAUGGGGAGUUUUGAGGGGUGGUUGGGGAUUCGGUCGGCGAGGACGAUGCAUUUGCGUGUUAUGCGGCAGGCGCAGACUGCUGAGAGGCUUGUUGCGUGGAUUCAGGAGCAAAUUGUUGACAAGACUGCCAAUCCGGUGAAUCGGGUGCUUGAGCGGGUGCAGCAUGCUUCUAUCCAGUAUGAGGAUUUGAAGGAUGGAUGGCUGAGGAAGCAGAUGCCUGGUGGUUUUGGGCCUGUGUUUUCUAUUUGGGCGAAGAGUGCUGAGCAUGCGAGGCGGUUGCCGAGUAAGAUGUUUGUUUUUCAGCAUGCGACUAGUUUGGGGGGUGUGGAGAGUUUGAUGGAAUGGCGGGCGAUGAGUGACGCUGGCUGUGAUCCGCAUUUGUUGCGCGUUAGUUGUGGCAUUGAGGAGUUUGAGGAUUUGAAGAAUGAUAUUCUGCAGGGGUUCAAGUCUUUGUUGGACGAAAGUUGA
Messenger RNA from Penicillium manginii, 1251 nucleotides. RefSeq names its product cystathionine beta-lyase. The record is from RefSeq and is a predicted model, not a curated record. The transcript has 2 exons. Bases 1 to 1251 code for a protein of 416 amino acids. Gene Ontology annotation, cellular component: cytoplasm. NCBI's taxonomy places the organism in Eukaryota, Fungi, Ascomycota, Eurotiomycetes, Eurotiales, Aspergillaceae. Gene Ontology annotation, molecular function: pyridoxal phosphate binding; carbon-sulfur lyase activity. Gene Ontology annotation, biological process: transsulfuration.